Molecule: messenger RNA, 6851 nt
Organism: Ricinus communis (castor bean)
Lineage: Eukaryota; Viridiplantae; Streptophyta; Magnoliopsida; Malpighiales; Euphorbiaceae
Product: mediator of RNA polymerase II transcription subunit 13
Exons: 25
Coding region: 577-6513 (1978 amino acids)
Biological process (GO): regulation of transcription by RNA polymerase II
Cellular component (GO): mediator complex
Molecular function (GO): transcription coregulator activity
Source: RefSeq, a predicted model, not a curated record
UAGUUCUGAUAUAUCAAACUGCAAAAAAACAUAGCACAAAUUAAACCUAAUUAUAUUCUCAUCUCCAGCUCACAUCCAACCCCUCGACUCAAGCCUACACCCUUACAAACCCUCGUUGCCGUCGCCAACCUUGUUGUCUCCCCGUCGCCGUUGCUGCCGUCACCUUCGUCGUUGCUGCCAUUUCCGUCGCCCUUGCUGCAGUCGUCGUCGCCCUAGCUGCAGUCGCCUCCACCCUUGCUGCCGUCGUUGUCGCUGCUGCAGUCUUCUCAGCCGCUGCAAAGUUGCCUGCGCCCACUUGCUGUCAGUCCUUUUAUUUUCCUUUCAAUAUCAAUGUGGUGGGUGAGUGUUGAAUUUGAGCAUGGUUAAUCUAUUGAAGAAGUGGCAGAAGCUUUAUUGGGCAAGUGUUGAAGCUGUAGAAGCAAGUUGUUUAUGUUCAAUUGAAGAAGAUGUUGAAUUAUGGUGUGUAUUUCCAUGAAGUUAUUAUUGAGUAGAGAUAUGCUUUGAGAGGGUUUUUGUAGAGCUAGUGUUUGAGGAGAGGAGCUCUCUGUGGAGGGAGCAAUUAGCAGUAUUAAAGUGAUGUGGACAAAUGUUUUUAGAAUUGGAAAUCUUAAUCAUAUAUCCUGGUUCCAGUUUAUCCCGAAUGAAUCUGAUUUAAACACUUUACCAGAUAAGAGUACAAAAUUAGAGCAGAAAGAUGCUGCAACAUGGCUUGUGCUUUGGUCUCAUUUGCAGUUGCAGAAAGAUGGAUUUCUCAGUACAUGGACCAAUUCCUUUGUCGGACCUUGGGAUCCUUCUCAGGGUUUGCAUAAUCCUGAUGAGAAAAUUAAGCUCUGGCUUUUCCUUCCUGGACACCACUCUUCUGUUGUUGAGCGCGCCCAAGCUGCAGUUUCUAGAUUAAGGGUUGUUGCAUCUGGAGUUUGGGUGGCUCCUGGGGACUCUGAAGAAGUUGCUGCUGCUCUUUCUCAGUCUUUAAGGAAUUGUAUAGAAAAAGCACUUGUUGGACUUUCUUACAUGAGAUUUGGAGACGUAUUUUCAAAAUAUCACCAAUCUCAAAGUGAAGGACUCUUCAGAAGACAGCCUACGGUUGAGUUCAUCUUUGCUGCCACUGAAGAGGCAAUCUUUGUGCAUGUUAUAAUAUCUGCAAAGCAUAUCCGAGCGCUUUCAAGUGGUGACAUAGAAAGGGUGUUAAAUCAUUCUUCUAACAGUUCUGGUUACAGACUUCCAGUGAUUGUUUCUCCUCAUGGAAUGCGUGGUUGGCUCACAGGAUAUUUUCCAAGUGAUCUUGUCAAGCAAGUAUAUUUCAGCAGUUCCGGCAAAUUUAGGACUUCAAAUGGAUUUAUAGGUGUACCAUGUCAUGUUUCUCAAGGGCCCGGGUGCAUGCUGAGGGGCCAAAAUUGCUAUGUUGAAGUGACACUUGGUUGUCCUAGAACGGAAAGCGAAAAGGGGUUGAGGUCAAACUCAAAUUCGAUCAGGAACUUACCUAAGAUUCAUGUUGUGGAAUCCCCAGCUGUGGGAAGAGGUGAUUAUAAGGGAUCACUGGAUUAUCCUUCUGCACAUGAGAAAACAUUUAUCUACCCAGCCGAGGCAGUUGUUGUUCCAGUCUUGCACACAUCAUAUGCUCGAUCUUCUCUGAAAAGGUUUUGGCUCCAAAAUUGGAUAGGGCCGUCAUUGCCUGCUUCAUCUUUCUUUAUGCAUUGUGGUGGUGACAUAGAUAACAUGGAAGGAUCGUGGAUUGAAUCUAAUGGAGUGCGUAUGCGACAUGGCUGUAAUAGUAGUAGCAAUAGUAAUAGUAGCAGCAUUGGCUCCUUAAGCAGCAGCUCCAGUGAUAGUGAUCCUAAAAGAACCGGAGAAGCUGGUGACCUCGAGGCAGAUGCAGAUUCAUUAUCAUGUAGACAGUCUGGUUUAUCUUCUAAUGAUCAGAUGGAAAUUGAUGGCCCCAAAUUGGGUACUAAGCGUCCUCGUACAGGGAUGCCAGAAUCAUUUGGUCAAAUGGGAGCAAUGAAAAAUAAUUUAAUGCAAGAUGCAUACAAGUCUGAUUUUGGUUCUCUUGAAAUUAGUAAUUCUGCCAUCACAGGAGUUGCAAAUGAGCAGAUUGGAACUCAUUUAGAUUGGGAUGAUGAUGACAGAGGUAUAGGGAUUAAUAUCCAAGCUCUUCUAUCUGAGUUUGGUGAUUUUGACGAUUUCUUUCAGAAUGACGUGCUGCCUUUUGGAGAGCCUCCUGGUACAGCAGAGUCACAGGCUCUUAUGUUUUCUGCUCCAGAUUGUGGAGAAGUUGUUAGCAGUCCUAUUGGGGUAAUGGAUGUUGCAGAUCAAAUGCUUUUGCCUGUGAGCUUUCCAUCAUUUGAGAGCUUUAAUCCACCUCCUGCAGAAGCCAUAGAUGAGUGUGUCAGCAAAAAUCGAGAAAGCACACUUGAACCUUUGACAUCAUGUCCAGUGCAGCACACUCCACCAUCUUCUACAGGUGAGUUUGAGCAUUUGAUCAAAGCUGAAGCUCUGAUGUCCUUUGCUCCAGAAUAUGGAGCUGUUGAGACCCAGACGAGUGAGCUUUCCUCGUCAAUUUUCAGAAGUCCAUAUUAUCCAAAGUCUCGCAAAGUUGAAAGUUCAAAUUCAAGCCCAAACAAUUACAGAUAUGGUGCAACUCCACCCUCAUCUCCUUGCAUUGAUGGAUCAGAUGAGAAGACUAGCAUGACUGUGAAUCCAAAAGCAGGGACUGCACGUGUGGACACAAAGAAAUAUUACACUCAUGUGGAGAGUGGGAAGGAGCAACAUGAUAGAAAAUUAUUCACACAAACUGAUAGCAUUGCUACUAGUGAUGGGAUAGUGCCAUCUUCUUUCUCUACCUUUGAUUCUACAAAUGCUGUUAAAUCUGUUCUGAAGAAAAUGACUGAAUCUGCUGUAGGAUCAGAAAGUUUCAUACUUUCUAUGAAGACUGUGUUGGCAACUGAAGUUGAAUCUCUUAUGUUCCAAGCUUACAUGUGCAGAGUUCGCCACAUACUGUUAUCUUCCUCUAACCCUGCAUCUGUAAGUUUGAGUAGGUUAAGCAGCAGCUCUGUUUUGGGUGACCUACCGGGUGAGGGGAGUACAAUGACAGACAAUAUAUCUAGCAGGUAUGAGGUGAAGAAGAAAGAAUCGAUACCUGUCAGAAUUGCUGGUGAUUUUGAUGGGGGAGUGCUAGAUGGUCAUCUCAAUGCACCUGUUGGUGUUUGGCGGUCUGUUGCAGUUCCUAAAUUAACCAAACCUAGUAAUUCACCAAGUAUUGAAGUCAGUACAUCCUUACCUCAUCAUUCAUUGAAUGAUGAAAGAAUGUUUUCGUAUAAACAUAGGCAGCCACUACAGGAGCUACUUGAUGGGAUGUCAUUACUUGUUCAGCAAGCCACCUCCUUUGUUGAUGUGGCUCUGGAUGCUGAUUGUGGUGAUGGUCCUUAUGGUUGGCUUGCACUACAAGAGCAUUGGAGGCGAGGUUUCUCUUGCGGUCCUUCCAUGGUCCAUGCAGGAUGUGGGGGGACUUUGGCUUCUUGCCAUUCCUUGGACGUUGCUGGCAUGCAGCUAGUGGAUCCACUUUCUUCUGAUAUUCAUGCCCCCUCUGUUAUUAGCUUGCUUCAGUCUGAAAUCAAAACAGCCUUAAAAUCUGCCUUUGGGAAUUUGGAUGGCCCAUUAUCAGUCACUGAUUGGUGCAGAGGCCGUGGUCAGUCAGGUGAUGGAGUUUCCACAGUUGAUGGAUCUUAUGCUGAAUCUAUGUUAAGCGAGUGCAAGGAUUCUUCAAGCACUGUAUGUUUAUCUGUUGGAGAACCAAUGAGUCCAGCCCAGUCUUCUGCUGGUGCAUCUUCUUGCCUUAAAGUUGAUGGUGCUAAAGCAGAUGACACUGGGCAAAGGAGAUUGAGCCAAGAAAUAGAGUCGGAGCAGCUAUCGAGUUCCCGAAGGCCAACAGUUUUUGUUCUUCCUUCCCCUGCUGUACUUGUUGGGUAUCAGGACGAUUGGCUUAAGACACCAGCAAGCUCUUUACAACUCUGGGAGAAGGCUCCUUUUGAACCAUAUGCUUCGCCAAAACCUAUUACUUAUUGUGUUAUAUGUCCAGACAUUGACCCCCUUACUUCUGCUGCUGCCGAUUUUUUUCAGCAACUUGGAACUGUUUACGAGACAUGCAAAUUGGGAACUCAUCAACCUCAGAGUUUGGGAAACCAAAUGGAGAUAGACACAGGGAAGUUAUCAUAUUCUGGUUUCGUUCUUCUUGACUGCCCACAAUCAAUGAAGAUAGAAAGCAGUAAUACGUCUCUUGUGGGUUCAAUAAGUGAUUAUUUUCUCUCUCUCUCCAAUGGCUGGGACAUGACAAGCUAUCUUAAAUCUCUUUCAAAGGCUGUUAAAGCUUUGAAAAUCGGUCCGUGCUUAUCAACAAACCCCAAAGAAGGAAAUACUGGCCCUUGUAUGGUCAUCUACGUGGUCUGCCCCUUUCCUGAACCUAUUGCAGUUUUACAAACUGUCAUUGAAUCUUCUGUUGCUGUUGGAUCAACAUUUCUCUCAUCAGAUAGAGAGAGGAGGCAGGCCUUGCUGAGUCAGGUUGGCAAGGCUUUAAGUUGCUCAGCAGUUGUGGAUGAAGCAUCGCCAUCAAAUGUUCUAGUACUUGCUGGUUUUAGCGUUCCUAAAUUGGUAUUGCAAAUUGUGACAGUUGAUGCCAUUUUUAGGGUUGCGAGUCCUGCUCUAAAUGAGCUUGUCAUUCUUAAGGAGACCGCUUUCACUGUAUACAACAAGGCUCGGCGAAUUUCCAAAGGAUUCUCAAAUGAUGUACAGUCAUCAACAUUGUCUGGUAGAUCCCAUUCUGUCAUCCCACAAAUGAAUUCUAUUCCAGCAAUGUGGAAGGAUUGUGUUGGUCCUAGACUUGGAGGACCUACACUACCAAGAGAGGGUGAAAUGGAUGCUGGCUUGAGAUCAGGUAGUUGGGAUAACUCCUGGCAAACAGCAAGGGGUGGAGGGUUGAGCUGUGAUCCAAGUAGAAAUGGAGAUCUUGUUCUUCAAGAUGAAUGUCGCUACCUGUUUGAGCCACUUUUCAUUCUUGCUGAACCAGGUUCUCUGGAGCAUGCAGCUGCACCUGCAAUUUUUUGUAAUUUAACUGCUGAAUCUUCAAAACUGUUGUCUGAUGAUAGCAGUGGAGGUUUCAUGCAAAGUUCCAGUUCAGCAGUGAGUGCUGAUACUGGAUCUAGCUCUCAACUUGAUGGGUCGGAGCCAGAUGGCCUUGGAGGUGGUUAUCAAAAGACUCUUCCAGGCCUACAUUGUUGCUAUGGAUGGACAGAGGAUUGGCGUUGGCUAGUGUGCAUCUGGACAGAUGCAAGGGGAGAAUUGCUCGACAGCCAUAUAUUCCCUUUUGGAGGAAUUAGCAGUCGACAGGACACAAAGGGCUUGCAAUGCCUUUUUGUGCAAGUUCUGCAGCAAGGAUGUCAGAUACUUCAGGCUUGCUCCUCCCCUGAUAUUGCUGCUGCAAAGCCCAGAGACUUUGUGAUUACACGCAUUGGAAAUUUCUUUGAGCUUGAGUAUUUAGAAUGGCAGAAAGCUAUUUAUUCUGUUGCGGGUUCUGAGGUGAAGAAAUGGCCCCUGCAACUGCGGCGAUCUAUGCCAGAUGGGAUGCCUGCAAGCAGUAAUGGAGCUAACUUGCAGCAACAGGAGAUGAGUUUAAUGCAAGAGAGAAACCUUCCUUCUUCACCCAGUCCACUGUAUAGCUCUCACUCUAAAGGUUCUGGCUUUAUGAAGGGUGGUUUAGGACAAUCUUCUGGAAGAAAACAGCUUAUAGGUGGACACACAGUGGUUGAUAACUCAAGGGGAAUGCUUCAGUGGGUGCAGAGCAUCAGUUUUGCUACAAUUUCAAUUGACCACUCUUUGAAUCUGGUAUUUCAAGCAGAUUCACCUUCUCCUGGAGGAACUCAGGGUGGCAGUGGUGUUGGUGCUUCUGGCUAUCUUGAAGGUUUCACUCCUGUAAAGUCUCUUGGUUCUACUUCUGCAUCUUAUAUUUUAAUUCCAUCACCUAGCAUGCGCUUCCUCCCUCCAACACCUCUUCAGCUCCCCACAUGUCUCACUGCUGAAUCACCACCACUUGCACAUCUCCUUCAUAGCAAGGGCUCUGCAAUUCCUCUCUCAACUGGUUUUGUUGUAUCCAAAGCUGUGCCAUCUAUGGGGAAAGACUACAGAAGCAACUCAAGGGAGGAAUGGCCUUCAGUUCUUUCUGUGAGUCUCAUUGACUAUUACGGAGGUACUAACAUUGCCCAAGAAAAACUCUCUAGAGGGACUGGGAAGCAAGGAGUACGGACUUUAAGCUCAGAAGUUAGGGACUAUGAAAUUGAGAUACACUUAAUUCUAGAGUCUAUAGCAGCGGAGCUUCAUGCCUUGUCAUGGAUGACUGUGAGCCCAGCACAUUUGGAGCGACGAACUGCACUGCCUUUCCACUGUGACAUGGUUUUAAGGCUUAGAAGGCUGCUUCAUUUUGCUGAUAAGGAGCUAUCUUCACAACCUGACAAGUCACAGUUAUAAGGGAGGGUGAAUUGCUGGUUUUCUUAUUUCCUUCUGGAUAAUUAAAGAUGGCAAAAUGUCCAAGUGGAGCUCUGUGGAUUGAUAUAAUCAGGUCUGUCUUGAUGCUUUGGUGUACAAUGAAGCAUAACAUGUUAUUUGUAUAUGUAACAGUAGCCUACUUUUAUCAACUCCCAGAAAGAAAGGAAAAAAAUUCUGGGAAAGAAAUAGUUUAGAUCUAACAGUUACAGUUACAACAGCAGUUGUCAAAAUUGUAAAUGAAUAGGACAGUUUGUUACAGCCUAAUCAGCAUGAUUAGUAGAUUAUAUUAAUGCGACACAUUAAUCCGGUCUUGUAGAAGA